GUGAGCUUCUUGCAGUUCGUCACUGGUACCCCUCACUGCAAGACUGAGCGCAGCCUGUUUGCACCAGGAUUGAUGCCUUUGGUGGGUUUUUGGUGAGGGGGGUGCAGCAGGACAUAAGGAUUACUAGAUUUUUCCUCAUAGGAAAGAAGUGUUUAGAUUGAACAUCAAAGGUUAACACCAUUAGCUCCCCAGAAGAAGACACAAGCAUCCUUAUGUCUAGGCGAAAGGUGAGAGGCCUGACCCGUACGGGUCGUCAGGUCAGCGAGGACCCAGACCUGGACAACCUGCUGUCCACCCUCUCCCCGGAGGAGAUGGAGGAGCUGGAUAAGGAUUUGAUGAAUGUGCCAGACAUCAACCCAGAUGAUGGGAAGAUCAUCGUCCAAGGGGAGAACCAGGCUGUGCAGCCACCUCUGAGCAACAAUGUGACGACCCGAAGCGACACCAAAGGGAGGCUCAGUCAGAGGGAACAGUCGUUUGAGAGUGAGCCAAAGAAAGAGAGCCGGAAGCAGGAAUACCUGAGGAAGAUGGGCCUCAGUCAGGAGGGAAAUGAUGACAUGAAAGUAGGAGUGCGGAGACAGUCUAGUGUCUCAAGAGAAAGAGAUAACAAGGUGGAAGAUAGAAACAGCAAAGGUCCAGAAAGUUUAAAAGAGGAGAGAAGUUGGUGCUCAAGUAGAAACAAGAAACAGCUUGGUAGAGAGGGUGAUAUGAAGGAGGAGAGGAAUGAGAAAGAGAAAUACGAGGACAAUAGGUUAAGAGACAGAAGAGACAACAGAGAGAGCACGGGUAGCAAAACAAAAGAUAUGAUUUCCAGGUUACAGGAAAAAAAGGAUGACAGCAAAGAGAAGGAAAGGAAAGAAGAUUGCAGGAGAAGUUAUGAGAGCAAAACCAAAGACAUUAUCUCAAAGCUGCGGGAAAAAGGCGAGAAGGAUGUGGUAAAGGAAAGGGAGAGAAAAAGCGAGGGCAUCAGGACACAAGGGCUCGUCUCCAAAAUGGUUGAGAAGCAGAGCAAAACACAGGAGAGCCAGGCUCAAGAGAGUAAAACAGAAGAGAAGAAACCCAAAGUGGAGGACAAAAACAAACCUGAUGUCAAACUCCAGCAUCAACCAUCUGAGAAGGGUGAGGUGAGGGUAAAAUGUGACAAGGCAGAAAACAGACCUGAUAGGGAAGAGCUGUUUAACCACAGUGACCAUGUGAAAGAGAAAGACAUGAAGAUUAGCACAGAAAAGAAAGCAGAGGAGAAAAAGAAAAGAGAGGAUCGUUCAGCAAAACCUGUAAAAGCUGAGGAGAAGGAGAAACUUGGUAACUGCGUGGCCAAAAACAGUCCAAACAGCAAGGCAAAGCAGGAGGAAGAGGAGGAUGAAGACUCAAGCAUGUUCGAUGAACUGAUGCAACAGGUUCGAAGCAAUGACCCCACCCUAACUGAGCUCAUUGUCAACAACUCAGAGGUCAUCAAGACCAAAACACUCAUCGAGUUCGCAGAGGCUUUGCAAAAUAACACCAGUGUUAAGAUAUUUGCUCUGGCCAACUGCCGUGCGGAUGAUCACGUGGCGUAUGCCAUCGCUGGCACGCUACGCAGCAACAAGGCCAUCACCAGCAUCAACCUUGACUCCAACCAUCUAACUGGCAAGGGAAUCCUGUCUCUUAUUCAGGCGCUGCAGCACAACUCCACACUGACCGAGCUCCGCUUUCAAAACCAGCGCCACAUCUGUGGAGGGAAGACCGAGAUGGAGAUGGUUAAGAUCUUGAAAGAAAACACUACUCUGCUCAAGCUGGGCUACCACUUUGAGUUAGCAGGACCCAGGAUGACCACCACAAACAUACUAAGUCGGAACAUGGACAGGCAGAGGCAGAGGCGCCUGCAGGAGCAGAAGCAGGCCCAGGCUAAUGGGGAGAAGAAGGGGACACUGGAGGUGCCCAAGACAGGAAGUGGGGGGUCUUUGAGGAGCUCACCCAAGUCCUCCCCCAAACCGUCUCCCAUUCCUUCUCCUAUGCCUUCACCAAAGCUGAAUCCUAAAAGAGGAGCUGGUGGUCUAGCUCCACCACCACCUCCACCUCCUCCUGGGGGUGGACCUCCACCUCCACCACCUCCUGUACUGGAUGGAGACCGCUCAUACAAAAGCAGGAACUCAAGGGACCAACUGCUAGCCUCAAUCCGAGGAAGUAAUAUUAAACAGCUGAAGAAGGUGCCGGUGCCGAAGUGGCUGCAGUAAUGCUUCCUGAUGGAAAAACAAAGUGGACAAGAAGCAAGGGACAACAGACAUCUCACCACAGGGUUUUUAGGAGAGGAACUCUACAGAAACAGGAGACUGACUUGCCUUUACUACGAGUUCUCCUCUCUAACACUGGACCAAAAGGACUCUGUGGAGGAGUGAUGCAGUGCUCUCUAUAAGCUGACGGCAGGGGGCACAAUGAGUUUUGUGGCUGUCUGUCUUUAGUUCAUAUUGACGCUUUUGCACUAGAUAAUAUGAAGUCGAUCAUAUAACAUGUUGGCUUGCAUAUGCGUAUGAAUGUGAGUGUUGAGAGUGCAUGUGAUGUGCUUAGAUUCACAUAACUAUAAAAAUCUCUUUUAAGACAAAAAAUACAUUAAUUUGACCAUUUAUUUAUUAGUGGAGAGGGACUCCGCAUUAAACUGGUCAACUAAGUCUGUUCAGACUGGGUGGAAAUAUCAGGGAAUCAACAAAUAUGGUGGCCUGACAAUAGACAAUCUGGGUACUUUAAAAAAAAAAAAGGUUAAGGUAGCUUUUGAUUGUGUGUCAUAUUAUCAAAUCUCAAGACAUCUCAGGCAGUCAUGGAAAU
Melanotaenia boesemani (Boeseman's rainbowfish) is the source of this 2796-nucleotide messenger RNA. RefSeq names its product leiomodin 1b (smooth muscle) (gene lmod1b). The record is from RefSeq and is a predicted model, not a curated record. NCBI's taxonomy places the organism in Eukaryota, Metazoa, Chordata, Actinopteri, Atheriniformes, Melanotaeniidae. Gene Ontology annotation, biological process: myofibril assembly; pointed-end actin filament capping; muscle contraction. The transcript is spliced from 3 exons. Gene Ontology annotation, molecular function: actin binding; tropomyosin binding. The coding region runs from base 213 to 2210 and encodes 665 amino acids. Gene Ontology annotation, cellular component: myofibril; striated muscle thin filament.